Messenger RNA from Rhea pennata, 2699 nucleotides. RefSeq names its product major facilitator superfamily domain containing 11 (gene MFSD11). NCBI's taxonomy places the organism in Eukaryota, Metazoa, Chordata, Aves, Rheiformes, Rheidae. The transcript has 16 exons. Bases 688 to 2034 code for a protein of 448 amino acids. The record is from RefSeq and is a predicted model, not a curated record.
AGCGAAAGGAGCCAAGUCAGGAGGCGGCGCGGCCCCAAGUGUGGAGCGUCUCACACCGGGGAAGGGGCGCCGCAGCGGCGGCCGAACAGAGUCCAGGAAGGAGGGAAGCUGCAGGGCAUAGGGGAAAGCGAGGCAGGAAACCCCACCAGCGGGAGGGAAGGAUAAGGGGAGUGGCAGACACCCACCUCCGGGGUUCGGGGGCAGAUGGCCUAAGGCCGGAGCAGAGACGAAGCGUCAGCAACUACCGCCCUUGCCCGCUGCUGCGAGGAAAUGAGCGGGGCGCCGCCCGCGCUCUCCUACUUAACGCCACAAAAUGGCCGCCGCCGACCCGGAAGCGAAGGCGCUGCCCGGCGCGCGCUCACGCAGGAGCCCGCGCUGCGGCCGUUGGAGUUUUUCGGUUUUAUUAUUGUUAUUCUUUUUAACUUGAGGGCCUUGAUUCCCGAAGUCAGUCUUGGAAAGCAAACGGUGAUUUAAUGGCUUUUGACCAGGAUCCUGGUUCAGAACAAUGGCAAAAAAAAAGUGCUAAUUAACUAAUUUAGUAUUUGGAAAACUGCUGGGAAGAGAUGACAUGAAGUAAUACAUCGCAGUCUGCUGUUAACUUCAUGGAAAAAGAUCUUAAGAGGAAACUUUUAAAGAGAAAUAGUGUUUUUCCAGACUGAGGCUGACAGCUUUCCAAGAAAACACAAAAUGUCUCCUGAAUCAAAAAAACUUUUCAACAUACUUAUUUUGGGAGUCUCAUUUAUGUUCAUAUUUACUGCUUUCCAAACAUGUGGAAAUAUUGCGCAAACGGUUAUCACAAAUUUAAACAGUACAGAUUUUCAUGGCAGUGGCUAUACAAGCAUGUCCAUUAUUUAUGGAGUAUUCUCUGCAUCAAAUCUUAUUUCACCUUCAAUAGUUGCGAUAGUAGGACCUCAACUCUCCAUGGUUAUUAGUGGAGUAUUUUAUAGCUUAUACAUUGCAGUUUUUAUCCAGCCUUCUACAUGGGCUUUCUACACUGCUUCAGUUUUUAUUGGCAUUGCAGCUGCUGUAUUAUGGACAGCCCAGGGAAAUUGCUUGACUGUAAAUUCUAAUGAAAACACCAUUGGAAGGAACAGUGGAAUAUUUUGGGCACUCUUACAGUCUAGCCUGUUUUUUGGAAACCUCUAUAUAUACUUUGCUUGGCAAGGAAAAACUCACAUAUCAGAGAGUGAUCGUAGAACAGUUUUCAUUGCUCUGACUGUUAUCAGUCUUGUGGGCACAGUUCUGUUCUUUCUGAUUAGAAAACAAGAGGACACAAAAAUUCAAGGGGAGGAAGAUUCUACCAAUGAAAUCCAGGGGGACAGCUUGUCUUCCCAUAGCAAAAUGACGAGAGCAGUGGCUGCCUUUAAGAGAUCUAUUAAGCUGAGCUUUACUAAAGAGAUCCUGCUUCUCAGUGUUACAACAGCCUAUACAGGUUUGGAAUUAACUUUCUUUUCUGGAGUAUAUGGAACGUGCAUUGGUGCUGUGAAUAGGUUUGGUAAGGAAGAGAAGAGCCUUAUUGGUCUCUCUGGUAUUUUUAUUGGUGUUGGAGAAAUUUUAGGUGGAGGAAUCUUUGGUUUAGUGAGCAAGAAGAAUCGCUUUGGCAGGAACCCUGUUGUGAUGCUAGGCAUCAUUGUGCAUUUCAUAGCAUUUUAUUUAAUUUUUUUCAACAUGCCAAAUGAUGCUCCUAUUGCUCCUAUGGAAGGAACAGAUGAUAUAGCUUAUAUGAUUCCAAGCAAAGAGGUGGCCGUUUUCUGCAGCUUUCUGUUGGGCCUGGGAGACAGCUGCUUUAACACGCAACUCCUCAGUAUUCUGGGAUUCCUUUAUUCAGAAGACAGCGCUCCUGCCUUUGCUAUAUUUAAGUUUGUUCAGUCUAUCUGUGCUGCAGUUGCAUAUUUCUACAGCAACUACUUCCUCCUGCAGUGGCAACUCCUGAUCAUGGUGGUUGUGGGGUUCUUUGGAACAAUUACCUUCUUUACAGUGGAGUGGGAAGCAGCAGCCUUUGUUGCCCGUGGCUCUGACUACAGCAGCAUUUGAUAUAAAUGCCAGGCCUAGCCCAAUGACAUGAUCCUGAGAUGUGUGGAGCACUGACUGUUGUCAAUGAUACAUGUGUUGGAGUGGAGUGCUCACCAUUUCUCAGAAUCAAACUGCUUUGGGAUGAGUGCUGUAACUUUCUUCAGGUAAUGCUGUAUGAAGGACUGUAAGACAUGGUUUCCCUCCCAGAAUCAUUUAUGCUCCCAGAUAAUUCUGAUUUCACCAAAAUUCUCAUCUGUUAUUACAUUUUAAUUGCAGAGUGAUGACAGCGUAUGCUAGAUUUACCCGUUAUUGAAAGUAUUCUGUGAUGGGAGCAUUUUCUGUGAUACCUUCUUAAAGUAUGAAUAGACUCAGAAUAUGAACUGGAAAAAUAAUCUUGCAGUAUUUAUCCUACUGCACAGUCUAAAAAUAUCUGAAAAGCUUGACAUAGGUUGUUUUAUUCAGUAUAUUUUGGGAAGAUAUGCUGUAAUCUUAUUCUGCCAAAUGCAAAAACAAGGCUAAUACCAUAGCAACUAAGGUUUUAAUUCAAAACUGUUACAGAUGGUCAUAGAAAAUAGGCAGCAAAUGCAAUCCACCUUGAUUUUUGUUUAUCUGCGUGAUUUUGUAGUACUUGCAGUUAUGUUUCUCUCUUGUUAACAAACAAGAUGCAAAGGAGAGCUGAUACGGAA